This is a messenger RNA of Salmo salar (Atlantic salmon), 3012 nucleotides long. RefSeq names its product beta 3-glucosyltransferase a (gene b3glcta). Gene Ontology annotation, molecular function: glycosyltransferase activity. The record is from RefSeq and is a predicted model, not a curated record. Gene Ontology annotation, cellular component: membrane. Lineage: Eukaryota; Metazoa; Chordata; Actinopteri; Salmoniformes; Salmonidae.
GCGAGCCUGAGCCACACCAGAGGCGGGGAAGAUGACAACAAUCGCGUCCCCUUUAGUCCGAAAGAUUGUGGGUAAAGUAAAGCAUUCCAUUACAAACACUGUCAAAGCCACACCGGAGGCUGUCAACAGCUUACUUCCACACACUUCAGCGUCUCUCCGUCUUACACGAUGAUCCCUGACAACCCAGAUAUCGGACACACAGUUGGUUUUUAUUUCAUUUUUCUGUCGUUCGUUCCUGUCAACAUUGUCACCGGCAGCACAAGACCAGGCUCCCAGAACCAGGAUUCAGAGGAAGUCCUCUAUGACAGCCAGCUAGACCUGCAAGAGAUAGUGUUUGUGAUCCAGAGCCAGAGUAACUCAUUCCACAUGAGUUGGGCGGAAAGACAGAGAGCAGACCUGUUACAACAGACUCAGAGCCUCACACAGACACCCCCUCCAGUCCUGCUCCUCCACAGUUUGACAGACAAUGAGGGAGACUGGAGCAUCCUUCCUCUGCUGCCUUACUUCUCCUCGUUGUUUGGGAAGAACUCGUCCUGGUUAGUGUUUCUGGAAGAGGAGACUAACGUCAAGGUGACCAAGCUGCUCCAGGCCCUCAGGAAGUUUGACAGGAGAAAAGAGUGGUUCCUGGGUAAACCUCUCCAUGACGAGGAGUCGACCAUCAUCCACCACUACGCCUUUGCAGAGAACCCCUCCAUCUUUAAAUACCCAGACUUCUCUGCUGCCUGGGCCCUUAGCAUCCCCCUGCUUGACAGGCUCGCAAACAAAGUGAGAGAUGAUCCACUCAAGUCUGACUUCACUAUCGAUCUGAAGCAUGAGGUGGCUCUGUAUAUCUGGGAGAAUGGCCAAGGGCCUCGUCUGACGGCAGUCCCAGAGCUGUGUACUGAGCCAGAACACUCUCCCACUGCCCAACACUGUGCUACCACGCUCAGGAGACCUGCUCCCCUGUGUGGGGAGCCUGUAAAGAAGGAAGACAUCUUUGUUGCUGUGAAAACUUGCAAGAAGUUUCACAGUGAGAGAGUCCCAGUGGUGAAGAAGACGUGGGAGAGAGAGGCAUCUCUGUUGGAGUAUUACAGUGACCACACUGACCCCUCCAUACCUACCAUCGACCUAGGAGUCCCCAACACAGAGAGAGAUCAGGUGCAGGCCAUGGAAAUGCCAUGGCACGGAGAGGUGAGGGGAGUGGUGAUUGAAGGGAGGAUAUUUUGCAGUCUGCUGGCUCCACCCCCUGAGCCUUAUAUGCACUUCCUGCCCCAACGAGGUCAUUGUGGGAAGACGUUUGCCAUCUUGGAGAGGUAUAUCAGCGAUGCGGUGCCAAAGACGAGCUGGCUGCUGGUGGUGGAUGAUGACACACUCAUCAGCCUGCCCAGACUGCACAUGCUGUUGAGCUGUUACGACCCCUCUGAACCGGUGUGUCUAGGGGAGAGGUACGGCUACGGGCUGGGCCAGGGAGGCUACAGCUACAUCACCGGAGGAGGGGGGAUGGUGUUCAGUAGGGCCGCGGUGGUGAGGCUCCUGGCCAGUGACUGCAAGUGUUACAGUAAUGACGCCCCUGAUGACAUGGUGCUGGGGAUGUGUCUCAAUGCUCUGGGGCUCCCUGUCACACAUAGCUCCCUCUUCCACCAGGCACGACCUGAAGACUACUCCAGAGACUUCCUAGCCCACCAGGUGCCCAUCUCUUUCCACAAACACUGGAACAUCGACCCCGUCGCCGUCUUCAACAGGUGGCUAAAGGAUGAGUCGAUGUCAACAAGCCCACACGGACUAAACAAGAGCACCAAGGAAGAGUUAUAGUCACUCAGACACUAUCAGUCUUGGUGUGUGUGUGUGUGUGUGUGUGUGUGUGUGUGUGUGUGUGUGUGUGUGUGUGUGUGUGUGUGUGUGUGUGUGUGUGUGUGUGUGUGUGUGUGUGUGUGUGUGGAGUCAUGGACAAACAUAUUGUCAGCAUGUUUCCUCCAUCAGUGUAAAUGUUUUCUAUAUUGUGAAUCUUGCGGAGAUAUAAUUUGGAAGGUUCAUGCAAGCCUGUCCCUGACUGUGUGUAUGGGAACUUAUUCAUGACUGAGGCCAGGAUUCAAUCCAAGGCGCGUUAGAGCAGCGCAAUAUAAUGGACUUUCAAAGGUAAAUGAUGCUUGAGUCGACAUGCUAGCAUUUACCAUGAAUGCGAUCUCGGCGAACGCCGGGGAAAACGCCUUUAGAAGACAUAUUGUCGGCUGUCUAACGCGCAGCUCUACAACUUGUAUUGAAUCCCCGCCACAGUUUAAAUUGAUUUGCAUGUUGAGGUUGUCAGUGUGUGUUCGGAUCUUGUCUGUGUAUAUUUAUAUGAUAUAAUCUAUUCCUUGCCAAGUUGAACAAUGAAACAGUUUUUUUUUAUUAUUAUUUUUCUAUUAUUAUUUUACCCCUUUUUCUCCCCAAUUUCAUGGUAUCCAAUUGGUAGUAGUUACUGUCUUGUCUCAUCGCUGCAACUCCCGUACGGACUCGGGAGAGGCGAAGGUCGAGAGUCAUGCGUCCUCCGAAACACAACCCAGCCAAGCCGCACUGCUUCUUGACACAACGCACAUCCAACCCAGCCGCACCAAUGUGUCGGAGGAAACACUGUACACCUAGCAACCUGGUCAGCGUGCACUGUGCCCGGCCCGCCACAGGAGUCGCUAGUGCGCAAUGAGACAAGGAUAUCCCUGCCGGCCAAACCCUGACAACGCUGGGCCAAUUACGACCGCUGGGUCGCGGCCGGGAGGCCUCCGUUUUUUUUUCUUAAGGACAUAUCUCAACAUUAUUACUACAUGCUGUACAAUGUGUACUAUUUUGAUAUCAAAGUGUUAUUACUUAAAAAUAUAUGUUUGCGCUGUCUUAUUGGAGUUUUAUUUCUGGCAUUUGGUUUCAGGAUUAAUUCAUGACUAUGAAUUGUGAAUGUAAAUAAUGGGGGCUAUGAAAACGCGUGUGUGUUUUCAUUGCCCCUAUUAUCACACACACCAAAUACUGUUGAAUGGAAUUUUAAAUAGAAGCUAUGAGAAAUGA